AAAAAAGCUCAGCAGGAUGUCGUGCUCUUUCAUGAGAGAUAUACGAACGCUGUACGUGCUACUGUCGAAAGAUUGGAGAGGCUGUAUUGGGACGAGCAGCGUGAUGAAGACGCGGACAGGACAGCGUACGAGGCCGUUAACCUUCCUGAGGUCGCUAGAUCUGACUCCGUGGGCUUCCGUAAGACCUGACCAGGGGCCUUCAGCUAAAAGCCUGAAAUGUUGCAGAAUGCAAGGCCGGUGGGGGCGAUGCGACCGCUGUCAUGGAAAGAUAGAGGCGGGAGCAGAGGAGCAUGAUGCUGAAGGAAAGCCGACUCUGCGAUGGCUUGUGGGCCACGUUAUAGCCACAUGAGCGCAGGUUCAGCUGAAAAGUACGUGCUCGUUUGGCCGGCGGUCCAUUCGAGCUCUGGCCAGUUUCCGAGUUCAGAGGAGGCUCGAGGACUGACACCGAGCAUCUUCUUUCUGUCUGUCAAGAAGGUUACGCGGGGAAUGGAUGGCUGUCCUCUCUAGGUCCCUUGAGCGUUCUUCCCAUCUCCCUAAAAUCAGCCUUGCAACUGAAUUUGCGUCACAUCCACACGCUGUUUUGUAGCUUAGCCUCUGGUUACCAUUCUGUCAGAUGCGAGUAAAAUGAAACAUCCCAGAAACAGAAGACUCCUGAAACUCUUCGCCAUCUUUUUGGUUAUCGAAGUGCGAGCCGAUGACUUCGCUUCCUCUCAAUCACUUUACAGGCUCUUGCUUUUACAGUUCAACGAGCACCUGCCCCAUCAAAUAUCGAGCACAAACGUGACCUCAUUGACUUGUCUCGUUCAGUCUGAUGAGCUUCAAUUGUUCAUUUUCUAUCUUUUCAAAUUGAGACGUAGAAAACCAGAGUCGAAAAGGAUUGAAGUGUUUAGACGAUUAUCCUUCAGGACAAUUCAGUGCCCGCCUAUUGUGAUGUAGUGUUCUGAGUCGGAGACUUUCGCUCGAAUUCCUUCCCCUUCGAGGCUCUGACAAUAUGCAGGCAUCAGAGUUUACCGGCAGUUCUUUCAAGGAAACCCGAACUCACUAACUGAAAGCAAGGCCCUUUUGAAACCAUAAAAAGAACGUGAAAGGUUGAAGUUUGCACAAUAUAUCUUUUGCUCUUGGGUUACGAGCACGAUCUGAUACUG
Molecule: messenger RNA, 1145 nt
Organism: Marchantia polymorpha subsp. ruderalis
Lineage: Eukaryota; Viridiplantae; Streptophyta; Marchantiopsida; Marchantiales; Marchantiaceae
Source: the annotation of a GenBank genome assembly